AUGGAACGCUCAGUGACCAUCGACUUACCCGUGGAGCAAGUUGCUAAGGUAGUAAAACGCCACCUCGUCUACCAACCUGCUUCUUCUUCCUCUUCACUUAUUCCCCCGCGCCCGUCUUGUCAAAAACAACACCGCAAACGUCAAAAGCAACGUCAAGAACGCAAUCACCCAAAACAACCCACAUACAAUGCUCACCAUCUAUUACCAGGAGGAUCUAUUCUAGACGAGAUAUACAAGUGGACUGCUCAAGUAGAGCAAAAGCAACACAAAAGAACUCGAACACAAAGUAUUUCUUUGCCUGCUAUUCGCGAGCCUAUGAUAGACGCUUCGCUUCAGUCUUUGAAACAACCUGGAGGGUUUCGAAGACAUUAUGUUCUUACAAGAGCAGCUAAGCAAGGAAAGCAACCACCUAACUUUGUCACGUCAAGCUUUGUUGAGUUUUUAUGCUUAUAUGGACAUUUUGGAGGAGAAAAUUUAAGUGACGAAGAAAGCUCGUCUUCUUCUGAUACGAAUUCUGCACAAGAUUCUUCAGAAGAAGAAAGUAGCGAUGAAGAACAUAUGCCUCCAGAAGGUGGGGUCAUGGCUUAUCGCGGUCCCUUGCUGAAUAAUGCUUCUUAUUCAUAUGGUACUACAUCCCAAGAACAACAAUCGCAAGGCUUACCACUGCCCACAACAGCCUCAAAACAGCCCCUCGUACCAGUCAAAUACAAACAACUUCAAGUGCGGGAAACAAUGCCACUUUUAUCUAGAUCACGUCCCGGUCAAACAUUACAGGGAAAAGCAACUCCAGGAAAAGCCAUGUUCUUGUUACUCAAAUCAUUUGUUACAACAGGUAUCAUGUUUCUCCCAAAAGCUUUCUAUAAUGGUGGGCUUCUAUUUUCCAUCUUUGCUAUUAUCGGAUGGGCUUUGAUUUCUCUUUGGUCGUUUUUGUUGUUGGUACAGACUCGUUUAGUCGUACCAGCCAGUUUUGGAGACAUGGGUGGCGUCUUGUAUGGAUCGCGUAUGCGUGUGGCUGUUUUGGUGGCAAUUACGUUGUCUCAAAUAGGGUUUGUUUGUGCCUACAUGAUCUUUGUUGCAGAAAACUUGCAGUCACUUGUGCUUGCCUUUUCGAAAUGCCGUGUCUUGAUCCCUAUGCAUUUACUCAUUUUGGCACAGAGCUUUGCUUUUAUACCACUGGCAAUGAUUCGUAAAAUACAACGUUUAUCUGUCUUUGCCCUGAUAGCCGAUAUCUUUAUUGUCAUUGGAUUGAUGUACAUAUUCUACUACGACCUGAAGGAACUGACCACAGUAGGCAUGGUCCAUGUUGAGAUGUGGAACCCUGUUUAUUUCCCAUUGUUUAUUGGUACUGCAGCAUUUACUUUUGAAGGCAUUGGGUUAGUCAUACCCAUUACUGAAUCCAUGAAAGAUCCCAAGAAGUUUCCUGGUGUACUCACAAGAGCACUUACUGUGAUUACCUGCUUAUUCAUUUUUAUGGGUGCAUUUUCAUACAUGACAUUUGGAGAUGAGGUUCAGACCAUCAUCUUGCUCAAUUUGCCUAGCAAAGAUCCAAUGGUUUCUUCAAUUCAGACACUAUAUUCACUAGCCAUCUGUUUAUCUAUUCCUCUGCAGCUUUUCCCGGCUAUUCGUAUCAUGGAAAACGGGUUGUUCACCACCAAAUCUGGUAAAAACAACGCUGUCGUCAAAUGGCAAAAGAAUGUGUUUCGUGUGGUGAUUGUGUUUUUAUGUGCGGGUAUUGGUAUUAUCGGCUGCAAAGACAAGCUUGACAAGUUUGUUGCCCUCAUUGGUGCUCUAUUCUGUAUCCCUCUUUGUUUCAUUUUCCCUCCAUUAUUUCAUAUGAAAGCAUUGGAGCUCCCUACAACAAGACGUAUGGCUAACUUUGCUUUGAUCAUAUUUGGUGUGAUUUGGUAA
This is a messenger RNA of Gilbertella persicaria, 1908 nucleotides long. Its product is annotated as transmembrane amino acid transporter protein-domain-containing protein. The record is from RefSeq and is a predicted model, not a curated record. Gene Ontology annotation, molecular function: amino acid transmembrane transporter activity. The transcript has 3 exons. Bases 1 to 1908 code for a protein of 635 amino acids. NCBI's taxonomy places the organism in Eukaryota, Fungi, Mucoromycota, Mucoromycetes, Mucorales, Choanephoraceae. Gene Ontology annotation, biological process: amino acid transmembrane transport.